Molecule: messenger RNA, 1132 nt
Organism: Diprion similis
Lineage: Eukaryota; Metazoa; Arthropoda; Insecta; Hymenoptera; Diprionidae
Gene: CycD
Product: G1/S-specific cyclin-D2
Exons: 5
Coding region: 65-997 (310 amino acids)
Biological process (GO): mitotic cell cycle phase transition; regulation of cyclin-dependent protein serine/threonine kinase activity; positive regulation of G1/S transition of mitotic cell cycle
Cellular component (GO): cyclin-dependent protein kinase holoenzyme complex; nucleus; cytoplasm
Molecular function (GO): cyclin-dependent protein serine/threonine kinase regulator activity
Source: RefSeq, a predicted model, not a curated record
CAUAAAGAAUUUUGGGAUAGCGAAGGAGAGAAGAAGAGCGUGUGGAAAUAAGUAAGAAUCAACGAUGGAUCUUCUCUGUUGCGAGACUACCGAAACUGAGUGCAGAGCUUACGCCGACCCGGCGCUCCUAAACGACGAUAGAGUAUUACAAAACCUUUUGAAGAGCGAGGAAAGGUACGCGCCUAGCAGUUCAUACUUCGAGUGCGUUCAGAGGGACAUUUCGCCGAUGAUGCGAAAGAUCGUGGCCGAGUGGAUGCUAGAGGUAUGCGAGGAGCAAAAGUGUCAGGAGGAGGUAUUCCCACUGUCGAUGAACUACGUCGACAGAUUUCUGUCGAUCUGCCCGAUCAGGAAAUCCCAGCUACAGCUUCUGGGCACCGCGUGUCUUCUGCUAUCCUCCAAGCUGAGAGAACCCCGGCCACUGUCGGCCGAAGUCCUCGUAUUCUACACCGACAAUUCCAUCACCCUCGACGACCUCUGGCGGUGGGAACAGCUGGUUGUGUCGAAGCUUAAAUGGGAGUUGUCAGCGGUGACGCCGGGCGACUUCCUCCUACACAUCCUCAGCCGUUUACCGGUUGAUCCACCAGCAUGGGACUCCCUGAUGAUACGGAGACACGCGCAGACCUUCAUUGCCCUCAGUGCGAGAGAAUACAAGUUCUCGAUGUACACACCGAGCAUGAUUGCGGCGGCCAGCGUCGCGGCGGCUUUACACGGUCUUGACUGGACGCGUAAAAGCGGUUACGGUCUGCCCCGUCUCCUCGACGAGUUAACCCGCAUCACCGCUAUCGAACAGGAUUAUCUGCAGGGAUGUCUGGUGCAGAUAGAAGAGAUGGUUUCGUCCCAGGCAAAAGGAACCGGGGGACACACAUCCGCGACUUCCGGAAGCGUAGUUGGGGGGCCACCGCAGAGGCCGGUGGGGGACCAGAACACGGGUCAGGAAAAAAUUCUUGAAUAUGGGAAAGCUGGAACGCCGACCGACGUCAGGGACGUUCAUUUCUAGGCCAUGACGGUCCGAAGACGGCGACAAAUCGAUAUGUAAAGCUUGGGUAAUAGAGAGGAAAUUAUAGACGAAAAACAGUGAAGUGAGUAACGCAAUUGGCCUCCGCUGAAGAAAAGGGUAAAAGUAAGGGAAGGA